Molecule: messenger RNA, 1859 nt
Organism: Teleopsis dalmanni
Lineage: Eukaryota; Metazoa; Arthropoda; Insecta; Diptera; Diopsidae
Product: lon protease homolog, mitochondrial-like
Exons: 7
Coding region: 159-1859 (566 amino acids)
Biological process (GO): chaperone-mediated protein complex assembly; protein catabolic process; mitochondrion organization
Cellular component (GO): mitochondrial matrix
Molecular function (GO): ATP binding; ATP-dependent peptidase activity; single-stranded DNA binding
Source: RefSeq, a predicted model, not a curated record
AACAUACGGCAACAUUAAAAGUGGAAUGUGUAUGUCAAAGUAAAUUUAACUUUCGCGCUGUCAUCUCGAAUUUAUAAAACAUAUGAGAUAAGACGUAACUUCAAAAAGUGUGUGUAGAAUAUUUCGUGUCGUUCAAUUAAAAGUUUUAUAUUAUAAAAAUGUUAACACGUCUCUUGCGCCAUCGUGGCGUAGUCCGUAAGUUUUCAACUCUUACUCCGUAUGAGAGUUAUGCUGCCCGCCAGGUUUUAAUAAAUAAAACAAAAGUGAUACCAAAUCGUUUCGCCGGCGCAGCAGCACAAAUUUACGCUAGAAACUAUGCCUCUAAAAAAGACGAUGAUGAUGAAAUAACCGUGCACGAGGUCGAAGAAUAUCAACCUAAAGACCCACAGUUACCCGCAACAGUAGCAGUACCAGAUGUUUGGCCACAUUUGCCAAUUUUAUUAACUAGACGUAAUCCUGUGUUUCCAAGAUUUAUGAAAAUUAUGGAAGUCACGCAUCCAAUGCUAGUUGAUUUAAUACGCCGUAAGGUCAAACUAAGCCAACCCUACGUUGGUGUAUUUUUAAAAAAGGAUAGUGAAAACGAAAGUGAAACAAUUAAUAAACUGGACGAUGUCUACAGCGUUGGUACCUUUGCACAAAUUCAAGAAAUUCAGGACUUAGGUGAUAAAAUACGUAUGGUUGUAGUCGCGCAUAGACGUAUAAAAAUUACUGGCCAACUAAUUGAAGAUUUUCCCACUCCUAAACCAACUGAAGACAAAACGUCUGAAAUUGAAAAACGAAAGGCAGGACGUAAAAGUAGACUCAGUCGAGCACGAAAUGAAAAAGGUGAUGCCGCUAAAGCUAGUGAUUCAAAAACAGAUCCAACUACUACAACGUCCAAAACUGAAACUACUAAACCUCCGACUGCUGCUACUACACCGCCAGCACCAACUAAGCCACCAGCACCAACAACGCCUCCUGCACAACCCUCAGCACCAGAACAGAAGACAACAUCGACUUCGGCUGCUGAUAAGAAAAAAGAUGAAAGUUCUGCAGCUGGUGCACAGAAACCAGUGGCACAACCUGUGCCACCUGUACUAAUGGUUGAAGUUGUUAAUGUUACUCAUGACGCGUACAAACCCACAGAAGAAGUAAAGGCUUUAACUCAAGAAAUUAUUAAAACGAUUCGGGAUAUUAUAACUAUGAAUCCACUUUAUAGAGAAAGUUUGCAACAAAUGCUACAUCAAAAUCAACGAGUUGUUGAUAACCCAGUGUAUUUAUGUGAUUUAGGAGCAUCAUUAUCUGCUGGUGAACCAGAGGAGCUACAGUUAAUAAUGGAAGAAAUGGAUAUUCCUAAAAGAUUGAUGCUAGCCUUGGGUCUUCUGAAAAAGGAAUUAGAAUUAUCUAAAUUGCAAAUUAAAAUUGGCCGUGAAGUAGAAGAAAAGGUAAAACAACAGCAUCGUAAAUAUAUUUUACAAGAACAACUUAAAGUUAUAAAAAAAGAGCUUGGAAUUGAAAAAGAUGAUAAAGAUGCAAUCGGUGAAAAAUAUCGUGAGAAAUUGAAAGACAAAAAAAUUCCAGAAAAUGUUAUGAGUGUAAUCGAAGAAGAAUUAACUAAGCUAAAUUUCCUAGAAAGUCACAGUUCUGAGUUUAAUGUAACGCGUAAUUAUUUGGAUUGGUUAACAUCGCUGCCUUGGGGUGUCACAAGUGUAGAGAAUUUAAGCCUGGAUGAAGCUUCAAAGAUACUUGAUGCCGAUCAUUAUGGUAUGGAAGACAUUAAAAAACGCAUAUUGGAGUUUAUUGCUGUAAGUCAUUUGAAAGGUGGUACACAAGGUAAAAUAUUAUGCUUCCAUGGGCCUCCCGGUGUUGAUUUAACAUAA